Molecule: messenger RNA, 541 nt
Organism: Talaromyces stipitatus ATCC 10500
Lineage: Eukaryota; Fungi; Ascomycota; Eurotiomycetes; Eurotiales; Trichocomaceae
Exons: 4
Coding region: 1-348 (115 amino acids)
Source: RefSeq, a predicted model, not a curated record
AUGACUACGAGAUCAAAUCCUCUUUUAGUUCCGAAAAUUAUCGGACUUGUCCUCGAAAAAGUUGAACUGGUAUCAGACCUUUUUAGUUGCGCCUGUGUGAACAACACUUGGAAUGUGGCAGCGCCGAGAGAGCUCUACAAAGACUCCCUAAACGACAUGCAGUUCCGCACACCUGACAUUGGAUCACUCAACUGCCUCUUAGUAGCAUCACGGAGGUAUUUGCUAUUGAUGAAGCCGCGCACCCAGACUCUAGGCUUGGAUGCCUUGAAAAGUGUCGCGCGAUCCGUAAUCGCCAAUACGCAGAGCUCCUUUUGCGGCUGGAUGGAAGUGGUCUUGCAAGCGUCAUGAUCCCUUUUCAGAUGAUACAGUCAUGAUGGCUAACAGUCAUUCAUUCCAUGAACCAACCAACCCUGCUCUCUCGAAUCUCAAGGCUCUCCACAAUCUGUAGAUCAGCCAGCCACUACAAGACUAGUACUACAAGAUCUAAUUACCUACGAUGAGUGGAUUUUUUGUAUUAAUUCUAAUUAUCAGCAAGAUUGGU